AAUCAUAAAAGAACACAUACUGGAGAGAAACCUUAUGAAUGUAAUCAAUGUAGUAAAGCCUUUGCACAGCCCAGUAAUCUCCAAUAUCAUAAAAGAACACAUACUGGAGAGAAACCUUAUGAAUGUAAUCAAUGUGGUAAAGCCUUUGCAAGACCCAGUGCUCUCCAAAGACAUAAAAGAACACAUACUGGAGAGAAACCUUAUGAAUGUAAUCAAUGUGGUAAAGCCUUUGCCUAUCACAGUAAUCUCCAAAAUCAUAAAAGAACACAUACUGUAGAGAAACCUUAUGAAUGCAAUCAAUGUGGUAAAGCCUUUGCAAGACCCAGUUGUCUCCAGUAUCCUAAAAGAACACACACUGGACAGAAAACUUAUUAAUGUAAUCAAUGUGACAGAGCCUUUACAAGAUUCGGAAAUCUCCAAUGUCAUAAAUCAACACAUACUGGAGAGAAACCUUAUGAAUGUAAACAAUGUGGUAAAGCCUUUGCACAGUGCAGUACUCUCCAAAGACAUAAAAGAACACAUACUGGAGAGAAACCUUAUGAGUGCAAUCAAUGUGGUAAAGCCUUUGCACAGCAAAGUAAUCUCCAAUAUCAUAAAAGAACACAUACUGGAGAGAAACCUUAUGAAUGUAAUCAAUGUGGUAAAGCCUUUGCAAGACCCAGUCAUCUCCAAAGACAUAAAAGAACACACACCGGACAGAAAACUUAUUAAUGUAAUCAAUGUGAUCAUGAGGCUGUGGGGGAAGAUGAUCUGGAUGGGUCAUAUGGCCUUGGAGCAUGUUUGGAACAGAGAAGAUAUACUGGAGUGAAACCAUAUGAGUAUAAUAUAUGUGGUAAAGCCUUUACAAGAUGCAGAAAUCUCCAAUAUCAUAAAUCAACACAUACUGGAGAGAACCCAUAUGAAUGUAAUCAGUGUGGUAAAGCCUUUACAAGACCCAGUCAACUCCAAAGACAUAAAAGGACACAUACAGGAGAGAAACCUUAUGAAUGCAAUCAAUGUGAUAAAGCCUUUGGAAGACCCAGUCAUCUCCAAAGACAUAAAAGGACACAUACCGGAGAGAAACCUUAUGAAUGUAAUCAAUGUGGUAAAGUCUUUGCACAGCACAGUCAUCUCCAAAGACAUAAAAGGACACAUACGGGAGAGAAACCUUAUGAAUGUAAUCAAUGUGGUAAAGCCUUUGCACGGCACAGUUAUCUCCAAUAUCAUAAAAGAACCCAUACUGGAGAGAAUCCUUAUGAAUGUAAUCAAUGUGGUAAAGCCUUUAGACAUCACGGUAAUCUCCAAUAUCAUAAAAGAACACAUACUGGAGAGAACACAUAUGAAUGUAAUCAAUGUGGUAAAGCCUUUGCAAGACCCAGUCAACUCCAAAGACAUAAAAGGACACAUACAGGAGAGAAACCUUAUGAAUGCGAUCAAUGUGGUAAAGCCUUUGGAAGACCCAGUCAUCUCCAAAGACAUAAAAGGACACAUACAGGAGAGAAACCUCAUGAAUGUAAUCAAUGUGGUAAAGCCUUUGCAUGGCACAGUGAUCUCCAAAGACAUAAAAGAACACAUACCGGAGAGAAACCU
Molecule: messenger RNA, 1569 nt
Organism: Apodemus sylvaticus (European woodmouse)
Lineage: Eukaryota; Metazoa; Chordata; Mammalia; Rodentia; Muridae
Product: zinc finger protein 420-like
Exons: 5
Biological process (GO): regulation of immune system process; regulation of cytokine production; negative regulation of transcription by RNA polymerase II
Source: RefSeq, a predicted model, not a curated record